AAGGAAGUCCCGACCGUCUCGUACCGUCAAUUCGUUCUCGACCGUCGCAGAAACCAACACUAGUGUGUUCUCGUGACAUAUCCUGCUAAAAAAAUCGUACUCCAAAUUAUUUUUGUUGGUCGAAACUCGGUAGUUUUCAAAAUAUUUUAUCGACAUUUUUACACUUCUGUUUUUCGGAUCCGGUCUCCCGCAAUCGACGCGUGACAUUGUCGCCAGUACUCGUCAUUUUGAGCACUGUAUAUUCAGCUGCAACGUACCCUUAAGUACCUGUACGCAGCGAUAGCCAAUAUGAGAUUCGCGAUAAUCGGAUUCUUAGUGCUGGUGAUGGGAGCCGCCGUCAAGGCGCACAUACACUUCAUCAGACUGGCUCUGCUAGCGGCCAUGGGACUGGCUGGCAUGUGGAUGAUGCACAAGCUCGCGCAAGAUUGGCACAAGAUUUCGUCCAGCAGGCCCGCCAAACCAGCAGCCAUGGCCGGAAGGCUUUUGGGACUAUGGAAGAGAUCCAUACCGGACGAGCACGUCAAUGCGUAUGUCGAAGAGUCACUACUGUCCGAUUUUUACAAAUUUGACGAAAUCCUUAGGCAAGACAGGUCGACGUGUGCGAGGAAAAUGAUAUGUCAAAUCGCGGCCACGCCUGAAAAACAGCUCAAUCAAGUGGAGAUCAAUCUACUCAAACUGCUCAGCCCCACCGAACACUUUGGCGAAAAUGUGGCAAAGAACAUAUUCCGAAAAGCAAUGGAAUUGGGACGGAGUAAAAAGAACGUUCAGGCAUGUCAUUCAGAGUAUAAAAAAUGCAGAUUCAACACGAGACAAAUGUUUAAAUUAUUCAGUUCGUUCAUGUGACCCUGACUCAUCAUUCUGCGCCCGUUUGUUUUCUACCGAUUCGACGAGAGCCUGUAAAUUAUGUGCCAAAUACGUGUAUUAUUACUACUACUAUUAUUAUAUUAUUUUUAUUAUUAAUAUUAAUAUGUAUUUUUUUUUUUUUAUUAAUCAUUUGAUCAACAGUAUGUAAUAUGUAAUUAAAUCAUAUGCAUAUGAUUUAAGCAAAGUUGAGCAAGUUAGUCAUUGUUUUUUUACCAAACAAAGUUAAAAAAUACCAAUAAAAUUAGAUUUAAAGUUGUUGUAUUAUCUUACAUUUAAAAAGUUUUUAGCGUAAGUAAAUUGGAAGUUAGUAAAGAUCCUUUACUAUCUACACUAAAUAAGAAUAUAAUUAUUAUGCAUAACUCAGCAUAAGCAUUUAAAAUAAAAAUUUGUAAAUGAAAAAAUUACCCAAAAACAACCCAUAAAAGAAAAACCAUUUCAUUUUCAUUUUUAGUGCAUUUAUUCAAAAUUAAAUCGAUUUAUAGUACAAAGUUAAAUUAGAAAAUUUCUUGAGAGUCAAUCUUACUGAUCAAGUCGUAAAGUUACCAUAACAAAUAACUAUCUACGUAAUUAGUAAGUGCUCAACUUUGAAUAUUGAUUGUAUACUUUAUAAUAUAGGUAUAAGGUAGGUACGUCUAGUAAGUUGUAAUAAAUCGUCAUUGUUAUUAUUAAUGUUUUACUAUAUUGCUAUAUUGUUAUCGCUAUAGUGGACGUGGAACCGUAUAAUAAUAUCAUUAUUAAUGUAUGGAAAAUUGUACCAAAAUAAAUACCAAUAUAAUAUAUUAUAUAGUAUAUACUAUAUAAAUAUAUUUUUUAGAGAAAUUCAAAGUAUCAAUAAUGUUCAAUUGGUCGUGAAUCUGUGAGAUAUUUGGAUCAAGAAGAUUUUUCGUUUUCACGGACCCUAUAUUUAUUUUAAUCGAACACUCAUUAACUUCUAGUUUUAUAAUAUUAUAUUGGUAUUGGUGUGUUAAGUGUAGUUGGCACAUUUUAUAUUAUAAUAGACAAUAUAUAGUACAUAAAUAUUAAUAUUAUAAUAUUACUUAUAUACUAUCAAUUAUCAUUAUAAUUGUCACAACUACAGUUCAAUAGAUGCAUACAAUUUUAUUAUACAAUUUUUAAUUUUGACUUUGAUUAAAAUGCAAACAUAUUGUUUUGAAUAUCCAUUUAUUUUUAAAAGUCAAUUUUUUCACAACAAUUUAUUAUUUUUCUUUUAUUCCUUUACAAAUAUACAUAUUGCAGUACGCCACUAUAACGUACAACGAGAAUAUUUUUUGUUUUUAAACCGAUCGUAUGACAUGGCAAUAAUAUAUUGUUUUAUACAAUAUGUAUUAUUAUUAUUAUUAUCAUUACUAAUUGUAUUGUUGUAUUAAGCAAUUUUCGAAUACACGCGCACGCAUAUAUGUAUAAUAUUGUACAGCCGGUGUGAUGUUGUAAAUAGUUAGCAUAUUAUAUUGCCGUUGAAUAAAACACAAUUUUACGAAUA
Aphis gossypii (cotton aphid) is the source of this 2344-nucleotide messenger RNA. RefSeq lists its product as uncharacterized. NCBI's taxonomy places the organism in Eukaryota, Metazoa, Arthropoda, Insecta, Hemiptera, Aphididae. The coding region runs from base 289 to 843 and encodes 184 amino acids. The record is from RefSeq and is a predicted model, not a curated record. The transcript is spliced from 4 exons.